AUGUGUUGCAACUACUUUGGAAACUCCUAUGGGAGCUAUGGCUGUGGCCUGGGCUAUGGCUAUGGCUGUGGCUAUGGCUCCCGCUAUGGCUGUGGCUAUGGUUCCGGAUAUGGCUGUGGCUAUGGCUCUGGAUAUGGCUGUGGCUAUGGCUCUGGAUAUGGCUGUGGCUAUGGUUCCAGAUAUGGCUGUGGUUACGGUUCCGGAUAUGGCUGUGGCUUUGGUUCCAGAUAUGGCUGUGGCUAUGGUUCUGGAUAUGGCUGUGGUUACGGUUCCGGAUAUGGCUCUUCCUGCUAUAGCUACCGCCCAAUUGUUUACAGGAGUUGCUAUUCUUCCUGCUGCUAA
Molecule: messenger RNA, 342 nt
Organism: Talpa occidentalis (Iberian mole)
Lineage: Eukaryota; Metazoa; Chordata; Mammalia; Eulipotyphla; Talpidae
Product: keratin-associated protein 21-1-like
Exons: 1
Coding region: 1-342 (113 amino acids)
Biological process (GO): hair follicle development
Source: RefSeq, a predicted model, not a curated record